AUGGAUAUGGCAUCACUUUACUAUUUGAUUCAUUUAAGUGGUCAAAAGAAGCUGCUCAGCUGGCGGAGGAGACUUAAGAUGCUAUGUGACAUAUGCAGAGGGUUGAUGUGCAUUCAUCGCACCAAGAUAGUUCCUCGAGAUCUAAAAACUGCAAAUUGUCUUGUGAAUAAGCAUUGGACAGUAAAGAUAUGUGAUUUCGGUCUCUCAGGGCUAAUGACAGAUGCACCUGUCUUAACAUUGUUCACAGGGGUUCCCUUGGAGAAACAAGUAGUAGUUUGUUCUAAUUUGAUGGAUAUUUGUGAUUCGGAAGCUGGAAGCCUGGAAUUGAGCUUUUGGGGAUAUUAUAUGCUUUCAUGGCACACCGGAUUUUCUGCUAUGGCAAUAGCAGAAGUCUGUCCAAGAAUAAGAGAGCUUAGCCAUGAUCAUCAACUUCCGAGGCUUCAAGUAAAUGGGUUAUCCAUUAUAUUUCACAAGUUGCAGUAA
This is a messenger RNA of Ipomoea nil (Japanese morning glory), 483 nucleotides long. Its product is annotated as serine/threonine-protein kinase STY17-like. Lineage: Eukaryota; Viridiplantae; Streptophyta; Magnoliopsida; Solanales; Convolvulaceae. Gene Ontology annotation, biological process: protein phosphorylation. Gene Ontology annotation, molecular function: ATP binding; protein kinase activity. The transcript has 4 exons. Bases 1 to 483 code for a protein of 160 amino acids. The record is from RefSeq and is a predicted model, not a curated record.